Messenger RNA from Linum tenue, 648 nucleotides. Lineage: Eukaryota; Viridiplantae; Streptophyta; Magnoliopsida; Malpighiales; Linaceae. The record is from the annotation of a GenBank genome assembly.
AUGGAGCGCCAUCGAGGUGGGGGAACGGCGAGGUCCAUGAUACGACCAUCAAAGCAGUCGCAGUCAACCUUCAACAGUCCACCUGAAGUUGGAACCGGCGACACUCCACUCUCCCGGAUCGGGGCUGCGAAUGCUGCUCUACACAAUUGCGGCGCCACCUAUCUCCCUCCCAGUUCCCGUCUUCCUCAAGAGGAGCUUUGUUGUCGGUGUAAAUGGCCAAGCAUGAGCGAUCCCGAUCUCCCAAAUGCAGAUGUCCCUAUGGAUGACUCCGACAAAGAUGACAAUGAUGACGAGAAAAUGACCGCGAAGAUGACAGAGAUGAUGAUGAUGCCGGAGACGCCACUAGUUCGUUUCUCUGGCAGCACUCCACUCUCCCUCCUCGAGUUGUGGGCGCAGUUGGUUGCUGACCUUCAGUGCGGGACAGACAGAGAUGGACAAAAAGGGGGCGACAUGCCGAGGGAAAGGCAACAACAGCAAGAUUGUACUUUUAAUGGCAGCAGCAGCCUGGGUUCUACAUCUCAACAUCAACUCUCAAGCCUCAUUCUUGUAACAAAACAGGGGCCUGAAGAUGUUGACCAGAACAACUGGCCUACACUAUCAAGACCAGAAACGGAUUGCUUUCUUAUAGAUUUCGACUUGAAUCAGUGA